Molecule: messenger RNA, 491 nt
Organism: Dissoconium aciculare CBS 342.82
Lineage: Eukaryota; Fungi; Ascomycota; Dothideomycetes; Mycosphaerellales; Dissoconiaceae
Exons: 1
Coding region: 125-379 (84 amino acids)
Source: RefSeq, a predicted model, not a curated record
AGAGUGUUUCUAUAGCACGGCAUCACAGAAGCGUAAAGUUUGGAAUCAUUAUUCCUGAUCUGGAGAGGAAUUCAAUACAGAAGCGUCGUAUCCUAACAACUCCCGAUGAGGUUCUAUUGGGCAGAUGAUCUACAGCAUGUUUCGCAGUCGCGAAGAUGAAUUCAAAGUCAGACCGCGGAUGAUGUUUGAGCGCAUGAUGCACAGGGGCAAAUUUAACGGGGCUUUAAAAAUCCAAAGCUGGGAGCCGUCUGAUCGAUCCACGUGGUUGAGAGUGCACACACAUUCACGGCGUCGAGCAACCGCGGCGGAGUACGCGUGCCAUGUGCCUGGUGUUGUGCCGUGGUUGUGGAUCUGUUGCAGUGUGGAAAAGGGAGUUUGAGCUUGUCUGAUGGGAGAGCUGGUUUGAAGCCAUUCUUCAGGUCAGAGGAAUAGCAAGGCGUGAUUGUGCAAUGAAAUCAAGAAUAGUUAAAUAAACCUUAGAGAUAUUUAUG